This is a messenger RNA of Puma concolor (puma), 1059 nucleotides long. Lineage: Eukaryota; Metazoa; Chordata; Mammalia; Carnivora; Felidae. The record is from RefSeq and is a predicted model, not a curated record.
AUGGCCGGGCAGCGGGUGGAGGUGGAUGGCGGGAUCAUGGAAGGGGGCGGCCAGAUCCUGAGGGUGUCUACAGCCCUGAGCUGUCUUUUGGGCCUCCCCUUGCGUGUGCAGAAAAUUCGAGCCGGCCGCAGUACGCCAGGCCUCAGGCCUCAACAUUUAUCUGGACUGGAAAUGAUUCGAGAUUUGUGUGAUGGGCAACUGGAGGGGGCAGAAAUCGGCUCAACAGAAAUAAUGUUUACACCGGAGAAGAUUAAAGGUGGAGUCCACACAGCAGAUACCAAGACAGCAGGGAGUGUGUGCCUCUUGAUGCAGGUCUCAAUGCCCUGUGUUCUCUUUGCUGCUUCUCCAUCAGAACUUCGUUUAAAAGGUGGAACUAAUGCUGAAAUGGCACCACAGAUUGAUUACACAGCCAUGGUUUUCAAACCAAUUGUGGAAAAAUUUGGUUUCCAAUUUAAUUGUGAUAUUAAAAUGAGGGGCUACUACCCAAAAGGGGGUGGUGAAGUGAUUGUACGAAUGUCACCUGUUAAACAGUUGAACCCAAUAAAUUUAACGGACCGUGGCUCUGUGACUAAGAUAUAUGGAAGAGCUUUUGUUGCUGGUGUUUUGCCAUUUAAAGUGGCAAAAGAUAUGGCGGCGGCAGCUGUAAGAUGCAUCAGAAAGGAGAUUAGGGAUCUGUAUGUUAACAUCCAGCCUGUUCAGGAACCUAAAGACCAAGCCUUUGGCAAUGGAAAUGGGAUAAUCAUUAUUGCUGAGACAUCUACUGGCUGUUUGUUUGCUGGAUCAUCGCUUGGUAAACGAGGUACAGAUAAACUGAUCAUUUUUAUGGCAUUAGCCUGUGGAGUUUCCAGAAUAAAAACAGGACCAGUUACACUCCAUACACAAACGGCUAUACAUUUUGCUGAACAACUAGCAAAGGCUAAAUUCUCUGUGAAGAAAUCAGAAGAUGAAGACGAUGCCUCUAAAGACACUUAUAUUAUUGAGUGCCAAGGAAUUGGGAUGACAAAUCCAUAUCUAUAGGGUAUUUGCCUUUUAAAUAAUACCUCAAUGAUAUAUUGCACU